Molecule: messenger RNA, 1405 nt
Organism: Seminavis robusta
Lineage: Eukaryota; Bacillariophyta; Bacillariophyceae; Naviculales; Naviculaceae
Source: the annotation of a GenBank genome assembly
CAAGCGUUCACAAGUAAGUAUGCGAUGUACAGCGAGGAUGAGUCAGUGCUCUAAACCCCCGUUAUACUGUGACGCGUCGAGUCAAGUCAUCGGAUCUCUUAACCGCACAAUAAUGAUGGGUGGUAGACUGCUAUCUGCCACAAACAACAUGCGUUGUGAGUACUAGACUACCUCAGAUCCUUGCUCAUCAGCAACCAGAGAUGAGUGAGUCAGAACCUAGCGCCAGUCCUGAAUUUUCCCAACCCUGGAGGCGACGAUGGAACCUCUCUGCUGGACUCUAGCCAGUCCUCGGCGUGGCAACUCUCUGCCAAUUACAUGUAUUUGCUUUGCAAACAUUAGUUUUGUUCGUGGUUGCGCAUGGACGUGGCAUGGCCCGCAACAGGACCAGCUGCGAUAGCAAUCUACAUUGCAUCAGCUGCUAGCUAGCUAGACUGCCACCGAUACAGCAUUCAACCUGUCCCAAUUGCUCUACUACAUGUACUUGCUACAAGUAUCUAGAGGUCGAGUGGGCAGAAUGCUUGACGGCUGAUUCGACGACAACUGGUGCGUACCAAAAAAUAAACCAUCAAAAUGAAGUUUGCUGCUGCCAUCACCCUCUUCGCUGCUUCUGCCAGUGCUUUCGGCCCCUUCAGUGGUGGAGCGAAGAAGGCUGCUGCCGUUGCUACCCCUGCAUUCACUGUUGAAACCAUUCCUGGAGCUCUGGAACCCAUGGGCAUCUGGGAUCCUCUUGGAUUUGCUGCCAAGGCUGACGAGAAGACCCUCAAGCGAUACCGUGAGGCUGAGCUCACCCAUGGACGUGUUGCCAUGCUUGCCACUAUUGGUUUCUUGGCUGGAGAAGCUGUUGAGGGAUCCUCUUUCUUGUGGGAUGCCAGUGUCACUGGUCCUGCCAUCACCCACCUUACCCAGGUCCCCCCUCUCUUCUGGGCUCUUUUGGCAACUGGAAUUGGUGCUGCUGAACAAAAGCGUGCUGAAAUUGGCUGGGUUGAACCUUCGAAUGUCCCUGUUGACCAACCAGGCCUCUUGCGUGCUGAAUACACCCCUGGUGACAUUGGAUUUGAUCCCCUUGGCUUGAAGCCUGAGGAUCCUGAGGAGCUUAUGGUCCUCCAAAACAAGGAACUCCAAAAUGGCCGCCUGGCUAUGCUUGCUGCUGCUGGAUUCAUGGCUCAAGAAUUGGCCGAUGGAAAGGGAAUCAUGGAGCACUUGAUGAACUAAAUUGGUGCAGCAAUACACAUUCUUCUGGUGGUUGAGUGGUUCAUGAUGUGAUGCCUCUUUGCCGAGGUUGUACAUAUGAAUGGGUGGCUUCACUGCUGUGGAAGACUGCCGAGGGCAACGAAUGCUCAAUGGCGAAAUGAAAAAUAGUCUCACAACCUUUGUACAUAAAUAGUAAUUGAAAGAUUACAAGCUU